Messenger RNA from Mercenaria mercenaria, 8749 nucleotides. RefSeq names its product extracellular subtilisin-like protease. Bases 7841 to 8557 code for a protein of 238 amino acids. Lineage: Eukaryota; Metazoa; Mollusca; Bivalvia; Venerida; Veneridae. The transcript is spliced from 9 exons. The record is from RefSeq and is a predicted model, not a curated record. Gene Ontology annotation, molecular function: serine-type endopeptidase activity. Gene Ontology annotation, biological process: protein processing. Gene Ontology annotation, cellular component: Golgi membrane; trans-Golgi network.
AGUACAUUAUAGAAAUUUAGCAGGAUAUGGGUUAAAAUGUAUGCUAAUUUAACAACCGCCGUUAGUUGGCUAUUGACUCAUUUGGGACAUCCUUUACUUUAAAAAAAUAUACAACACUGAAUCAUUUAAAAAACAGUGUAAAAGAAUAGGAAAACAAAACACGGUUUAAACACACUCUAGCUUGUUUCAUACCCAAAUGUAAACACCACGUAACCGCAAUUUAUUUAUUAUUAUAUUUAAUAAGUAAACAAAUUCCUUCUUGCACGAAUGCAGGUAAUCAAAUACUGUUUUGCAUUGAAUUUCAUACUUCCUAAUAGCGGUAAAGUAAUAAUGGCAUUAAAUUUAGAACGACCAUUUUGAAAAUGUGCAUUAUCAUUUUAGUGUUAUAUGUGAAUUAUGUUUGAUAUUCAGGGAAUCUCUUCAGAAUAGAAAGGGUUUCAUGUAACGGCACACUGACUUCUUCAAACACGACCUGACAUCGACUUACACUACGCACGCAACGUCAAGAUGCGCUGUUACAGCGGUACAAUACAACAUGGUUAUGUCCUGUUCUACAACUGCCAGCGCCUCUGUGAAUACUUUUGUUUCCCACCAUACAAACGGUCUUCAACAGAUAAAUACGUUAACUGUCACACUACUUCUGGAAACUGGUUGACAACAUCUGGCGAACAACCGUGCAUUAAAGCAGAUGAAGUUACGACAACAACGAAAAUAUUUGCUACUGACUCGAGCGACGUACCUUCCUUUACAUCAUUCAAAGACGAAGACAAUUUUGUUUCUGCCACAGAUCAUGAUGAUAUAAAUGUUAGGGCUAUCACCGGGGUUAUCGCUACUUGUGCGGCAGUGAUACUUUUAGUUGUUGUGAGGUUACUGAUUAUUCGCACGCGUUCUGCAAAGCAAAGCACUCAAAUGCCGGAAGUGGAAGUAAAUUCUCAGAUACACCAGAACAGAGAGGCUCAGGCCCAACAAGAAAUUGUGACACCUCACCAGAGUCCAACUAACAGAACAAAUAGCGAACAUGAACACGAAGAUAGAGGGAUGAUUAUCUUCAGUAUUAGGCAAUGGUUCGGUAUUUCCUUGCUAAGGAACCCUUACAAUACCUUCCGAAACCCGUCUGAGCCUCCACCAUAUGAUGCUGCAAGUGCUCCUCCACCAACAUAUGAGGAGACAGAAGGGGUUAGCAGAUCCACAAGAGAAACUGCUGAAGUUACCUGUGGGGAAAGGUUAGAGAUACCAGUUGAUUCGCCACCACCAUAUACUGUUUAAAAGCGAGGAAGUUUAUAUGUGUAUGCUAAUCGUUAGUCAACGUAACUUAAAAUCUACUGUUAAUAAAAAUAUAAAAAUGUUGUCAUUUUACUAAUCUGUUAAGAAAGUAUUGAUUGCAGUGGAGAAUCUGGCGUUUUCAGUACCAAAUUGAGUUCAAACAGUGUAAACUUGAUAUAUGACAUUUAGACAACAAUUUAUACUUGAAAUGUUAUAUUUAUGUAAACAUUUAAAACAGUUUUUAAGAAUUAGUGUCUGUAUAAAUUUUUCGCAUGCCUCUGGUGAGUAAAUGUUCUGGCGAUUAAUAUGGUGUACAAUAUUUCAUAAAUCUAUAUCUAAGGAUACACUAAGGAAUGAAUUGGCAUUUUUUUUGAUCAUCUUUUGUUUUUUAUUUUAUAUAUUAAACUAGUUAUACUUUCCUCUAUCAAAUGCCAAAAAGAUUAAUUUAAAAGUUCAAAUAUAAAACAUUUAUUUGAUGAAACUGCAUGAUAAACAGUAAACAUUUGACAUAUGUUUAUCACACACCUUACUGAAAAGAAGAACAAGGCUAUAAAUUUAGUCACUGUAUUUUUCGACCAUCAUCUUAGCAUUUGAUUUUAUGGUCAUCUAAUGCUCUAGAGGGAGUGUUAAUUGAAGAUAUGUUGCUUUGAUGUAACACAUAUUAUAUGGGUGAUUUUUGUCACGGAUUUUGACUGGCUGUCUUGGUCAAGAGGAAAUAAGUGUUGUAAUAAUGUUCAAACAGUCUAAUUCAUUGGUAGAAAAAAGGAAGUUUAGUUUUUGAUGAAGGCGGAGCCCAAGGAUAAAGUUCAUAUAACACAUUUCCGUCUUUUUCUCAGAACAGAAAUUCACAACUUGAUGAAGUGUUUGAAGUGAUUCAAUUUAUGAAGGACAUUGCAUUAAGAUUGACAAUCUAUUUCUUUAAAGGGUGGUCUAUAAAAGAGUAUCACAGUUUUGUAAUAAACUAAUCCAUUCUUGAAUCAUAUCACUUUUAAUUGACUUUGGAAGGAAUCAGAGACCCAAAAAUAAUUUUGUUCAGUGUAACUCUUUUUUCUGACAAUUUAGGGACAAUUUGUGAUGCACGUUGGUAGUUUGGACACCCACACAAAGUUUGGCUCAUUUGACGUACAGAUAAGAUAGUUGAAUCUGUUUGAAGAUAACAAUAGAGUUUUUAUACGCCCGAAGGGACGUAUUAUGUUAUGACGCUGGUGUUCGUCUGUCCGUCUGUCCGUCCGUCCGUCCGUCUGUCCGUUAGCAAUUUCGUGUCCGCUCUGUAACUCUUGAACCCCUUGAAGGAUUUCAAGGAAACUUUACACAAAUGUUCACCACACCGAGACGAUGUGCAGACCGCAUGUUUUGGAUGUCUCACUUCAAGGUCAAGGCCACACUUAGGAGUCAAAGGUUAUAUCAGUUAGUUUCGUGUCCGCUCUGUAACUCUUGAACCCCUUGAAGGAUUUCAAAGAAACUUGACACAAAUGUUCACCACACCAAGACGACGUGCAGAGCGCAUGUUCCGGAUGACUUGCUUCAAGGUCAAGGUCACACUUAGGGGUCAAAAGUCAUAUCAGUUUGUUUCGUGUCCGCUCUGUAACUCUUGAACUGCUGGAAGGAUUUCAAAGAAACUUUGCAGAAACGUUCACCACAUUGUAACGUUGGCAGAGCGCAUGUUCCGGAUGACUCGCUUCAAGGUCAAGGUCACACUUAAGGGUCAAAGGUCAUAUAUGACUUUGCUUUGUGUAUAUUGCUCUGCAUUGCAGUGGUCUUGUUUUUAUUUGGCAGAUCUCUUUUUUUGACUUACAAUAAUUUUUUUUUAAUUACUUCCCUUUUAUGUUACUAUAAAUAGCUUAUUUUUGAAACUUUUUUAUUAUUGGCCAUAGGGAAAAACCGAGACCACUUUUCUGUGGUACAACAUGGAUGGUACCUCCAAUUUUAAGGUGUAUUUUUACAUACCUAUACCUGAUAAGGAUUUUUUUGUAGACUUUGAUUUUUUUUUUGUGGACUUAGAUUUGUUUUUUGAAGUUUUCCUUUCGUUGUUCCAGUCCUUUGGGGCUACAACAGUCAAGUUCUUAAAAUUUUGCUCCAAUCCUAUGAUGUAAGAAUUCGGGCGUAUAUUGCCCCGCAUGGCGGCGCUAUUGUUACAUAUUUUGUUAUCUAAACAUAAUCGUGAUGGCAUUGCACAAAAUCUUAUAUGAAAAGUAUCAUGGUAUAGCUUAAUCUUUCCCCUUCAUUUUGUUAUGUUACAUAACAUGUCUUUUCUUUGGAAAUAUGGAAAAAAAUAUGUUUAAGCACGGCACCCAAUCACUCCUUUGUGUUAGAUUAUAUGUCACACACUGUCUCCUCUUUGUAGUAUUUACUCUUCGGUUCUGAUUUGGGAACAAUAAUUGAACUUUUAAUAUUCACUGUUUAGCUUUUCUCAUUAUCUAAUCUUAGGCGGGAGCAAUAAUAUGGCUUGUAGUACUCUCUGUUCGCGUGUACCCAUAGUGUAUUGAUAUCAGGCGGGAACAAUAAUAUGACCUGUAGUAUUCACCAUUCGGUUGUUCUCAUGAUAUUAAAUAAUUAUAUCAAUCUUAGGCUGGAACAAUGAUAUGCAUUUGUCGUCGGGCUGCAAAACGUUAUAAUGAGGUUUUAACAAAACACAUGUCAGACGCAAUGCAUAACUUCCAGUUAUACAUAUGAUGUUUCAAAGACACUUGAUUACCUGUAAAUUCUGUAAAUUAAUUAUAUAUUAUAAUAUAUAACUACAAAAAAUGACAUUGCGUUGCAACACAAAAAUGGUUCAAAAUAUAGCGGACAUUGAUCAAUCGUUUGUAAUUGGGUAAUGAAAUUAAUAUGUUUACUAAUAGAUGAAUUAUACGGUGUAAGGGAAAUAAAUCUUUGUAAAAACUGCGACAGCUUCGACUUUAGUUAAAAUAGUGAAAAGUGGAAACUUCACAGGUCGCUCAAUACGACAAAAACGAAAAUGCUGCAGGCUCGGUUUGAUUGAGCCUGUUCAUGGACGGUAGUGGAACUACUCUACUUAUGUUAUUAUGACAAAUGAUAAGCUUAUCUACAUUCCUUCAACUGAAUUUACUUUAAAGUAUACAAUGCAUAUAUACCAUAAUCUUGUUACGAAUUCACUAAAGACACGCAUUUUCGAUUGUUUGAUACGAAAGGGAAGAAAUAUUUGCAUGUAACUUGUUAUACAUGGAACGUCGGAAUUUAGUCUGUAGAUAAUAUCGGAUUAGCAUUCCAUGCCAUAUGCACUAGCCUACGCCUUAGGCUUUCUGUACUGCACUGUUGAACCGUAAUUAUCACACAAACGAAUUCGUCACACAUGUGAAAAUUUCAUAGGAAUUCCUCACACAUUGCGUGGCAAAUACGUACAAAUAUGUCACAAGUAGCCCUAUUUUUCGACUACCUCUUAGCACCAACGAAAUUUAUACAUGUGUGAGGAAUUCGAACGAAUUCCACUCGUCUCUUGCUGUGGCCACUCUUUUUCAAAAUAGCGGUUUGAGUAAUGCAAGAUGUGUUUAUGAAAGUGAAGCCCUCAACCACCCCACACCAAUCCCCGCACACAAACAGUGCGUAUUUAAUUAUUUAUAGCAGGUAGUGAUAUGACCUUUUAAUACAUAAACCACUAAAAGCAUGCCAUAAAAUUUAAAGAUAUUAAUCAACUAUUCUUAGCUGAACUUUGACCUAGAUUUGAUCGUCAUUACCUUGUGCCCUUGACCUUAGAUCUAGUGUACUUUAAAACACUUAUAAAUCUAUUCAUCUGCAAGGGUCAUCUCCUCAGUAUGUUCGGUCAUCCUGUGAAAAAUGAGACUCUUCCAAGCAUAUCAAAAACAAUAUGCCCCCACCCCUGAUCUGUUUAUUAUAAUAAGUGAGAUAAAAUGUUGUUUGGAAUGUGUGAAAGUUUCAUAUGAACAAUAUUUUUUACAUAUGUUUUUUCUACUAUUUUUUACUCGUGAAGUACACGUUUCUGCUUUGAGGGGUAUAUAGAUACAGAAUUAAUUUUUCACAAAUGUGUGACAUAUUCGCACGCUUUUGUCACACAAUGUGUGAGGAAUUCGAACGAAUUUUUCUCACAUGAGACGAAUUCGUAUGUGUAAAAAUAACGGUUCAACACUGCAUAUUUUUUGUUUUAGGAUAAUUGUUCCAUUAACACGGUAUGAAUGUCUAUGUGUGUCGGCUUUCACUUCUCGAAGGGAAACUUUAGGCUGAGUUUGAUAGAAUGUUACACAUACAUACUAAAACACGAUAGAGUAAUCGAAAACGCGAUACUUUUGAGAAAGGGCACGAGAAAAGGAAGAAAGAUUAUUACUAUUUAUAUUUGGACUACUUGUGAUAGCGUAGGCAUACAUUUGAUUUUAGUAAUCAGCCUAAAGCGGCAAAUUCGUAAAUAAUUAAUACAGCUCACAACAGAUAGCUGUCCUAGAUACUUGUAAUGUCCUUACUUUUCUAUCAUAACGCAUCAUAAAUUCUAAGUAAUAUCGAGUUACUUUACCCCUAAUGAAGACUUAUCCUUGCCCUUCACCUUCUGAAAAUUAAAAGAUUUAACCGAGACCGUGUAUACUUACUGAAGCCCAUAAAAAGCAUUUUUACUUUAUUUGUGUAUCUGACGUCUGUCAUAUUCAUCACUUAGUCUAGAAUUAACGCAGUAACUAUACAUAAAGACUGAUACUUCUGUAUUCGUUCAGUUUAGAGUCACACCAGCACAAUUAAGGUAAUAUGGUGACUACAAUCACUCAAAAACAUACUUUAAGUCGAUUACAAUUCUGUUGAUUAACACAAGUUUAAGUUUCGAACAUUUUUUUUAAUGUUUUAUACUUCAUUUUUGCGUAAUGUCUACACAGUCAUUUGAUGUAAGCUUUACAGAAAAACAUGGCAAACGCCAAUAGUGUUAUUCUUCAACUUCAAAAGAGAUUCGCGUUUUUAUAUUUUGUUUGUCGAUUAUAACACAUAAAUAAUUCAUUUUAUAUUUUGAUUUAAAUAAAAAGUGGGUGUUCAGCCUGAACUGAUAUAGGACAGAUAACACAAUCUGAUUAAUACUUUGUUCAUACAAUAUAUAAUAUCAGCUAGUAGUUAAUUACUUUAUCUCGUCUAAUCGGAAUGUACAUAAUGGUAUAAAAUCAAAUUAUUACAUUUUAAAUAUAUUUCAAAACAUUCAAGAUAUUAUUUUCCGCGCAACCACUUAGGUACAAGCCAUAAACCGGGGCAGGAAGUUUUAGUUUGAUUUAUUGUUAUACGCCCGUUUUGAAAAACACGUGGGUCCGUCCGGACGUACCAACGUGCGUGCGUCUGUCCGUCAUACCUCGUGUCCGGAGAAUAACUUUAUAACCAUUAAAGGUAUUGACUUUAAACCUGGCGUAUAGGUAGAUUGAGAUGAGACGAUGUGCGGAGCGUGCAAAUCGGCCCUUUAGGUCAAAGGUCAAGGUUACAAAUUGAGCUAAACAAUCGAAACUGUCAACCAUAAUUUGUGUCCGGGGUCUAAAUAAUGAUGAAAAGUACUGACUUCAAACUUGGUAUGUAGGUAGGUUUCGAUAAAAGAAUUACAGAGCACAUUAACCUGGUAUGUAGAUCAACGGUUAAGACCACAAAUUCGGCUUAAAUUUCAAAUUUAUCUGUUAUAUUUCGUGGCUGCAGCAUAAGUUAUUAACCAAUCAUUCAAAGUAUUGACUUAAAACUUGGCAUGUAUGUAAGUAGUGAUAAAACGUUGUGCAGAAAACAUAAACCUGGUCUGCAGGUCAAAGGUUAAGGUCAAGUGUUGAGCUCGAAAAUUAAGUCUGUCCGUCAUAUUUAGUGUUCGGAGCAUAACUUCAUAACCAUUAAAAUAUUGUCAAUGACUUCAAACUUAGGAUGUAGGUACGUGGUGAUGAGACAAUGUGCAGAGUGCAUAGACCAGGGUGUUAGGUCAGAGCUGAAAGUCAAUUCUACCAAUCAUAUAUCGUGUUAAGAGCAUAACUUAAAAAUAUUGAAAAUAUUGACUUGAAACUUGUAGUACAGGCAGGUGAUAAUAAGAUAAUUUUCAGACUGCAAAAAGGAACAUUACAGCUCGCCCCAAUUCUCUAUUCGUACCCCACCCUCCCAAAAUAAAAUCAUUCAGUUUCUUGCUCCUGUAUCCUAUCACCACCACCGCACACAGACACGCACGCACGCACGAAAUCACGCACACACCCAUGGACACGCACUUCAUCUUUCUUCAUUUUUUAUCUAUGUCUGUCUUUUAUCAAUCUAUGGGCACUGAUGUCGCAAACGAUGACGAGUUAUGAAUGUUCAGUCAAAUUUUCCCUUUUUAUUAUAUUUGCACUGUCACGAGUUUAAUCAGAUAAUUUUAUACAAACCUAAUUUUGUAUCUUCUAUCAAAUGUAUGUAUGAUAUGAUAUGAUACUAUUUAAUUUAUCAUUUAUCACAAAAAUAAACAAACGAAACUAUUAAUAAUAUUCAAAGAUGCGUCAUACCAAGUUAUGGAAAUAGUACAUGACAUAGUGAUAUUUGAUUUAGGAAGUUCAUUUAGUAACAAAGUGGCUAGUUGGAUGUAUUACUGAAUGAACCGUUCAAAUAAUAAUAAUCAAUAAAUAACUUAACUUAACUGAAAGUCACGAUGAACUUUUACGCCUUCGUAGAAGUAAUUACAUAUGUAAUUGUCAUCUUAUGUUCAAAUGCGUCUGCUGGGGAAUCUACUGAGAAAGCCGUUUUCUUGUUUUCGGAUUUACUAGACGAUGCGGUAUUUAAGAAGCUUGAGAGCUAUCACUGGAAAAAGAUCCAUGAGAUAACACCAAGAACAUUUAUAUUUCAACAUCAGAAAGGUGGUCCAACUUGUAUUUAUGACGAUAUAAUACAUAUGAAAAAGAUAUUCAAAGAUACGAUUAUUGAAAUCGAGACAGUCAAACACUACGAUGAUGUUUUUAUGUCCCAUACGUCUGCUUAUACAGAACCAGACAAAAGCUAUAACAAGCCAAAUCAGGUGUGCGAUAAAUACUAUGGAAUGGGCAUCGAAAAUGCAUGGUCACGUGGCUUUACCGGCAAAGGCGUAGUUGUUGCGGUUACUGAUGUAGGCAUAAAUACAAAUCUUGAUGAUCUCGAGCCAAAUAUAGAAGAUGAAUUAAGCUUCAAUUUCAUGAAGAAUACAAAAGACGUUACACCAGAAAGUUUUCCUUUUUAUGCAGAUCGAUCUGAGACAGACCACGGAAACAGGUGUGCCAGCCUCAUUGCUGCAGUAAAAGGAAAUGGCGUGUGUAGUGCUGGAAUUGCUUUUAAUGCCACUAUUGCACGUAAAGUAUUUUCUUUGCCUGUCAUACCUAGAAUGAUUAUAAAAUGAAUUUCAAAUAAAGUUUUAAAAGGUUUGAUUGUAUAGUACGUACAUGUAAGAGAAAUUUGUUUUUACUAUUAAAGUGGAAGUAAAUCCAUUAUUCUGCUAAUCUAUAUAGUAUUUUCCUUUACUGACAGGAUUAUUUUGUAAUUUCAAAUGUCAGACUGUGAUAUAUUCAGCAUAAAAUAAUUAUAUCUGCUU